Penaeus monodon (black tiger shrimp) is the source of this 439-nucleotide messenger RNA. Its product is annotated as protein phosphatase 1 regulatory subunit 42-like. Gene Ontology annotation, molecular function: protein binding. The record is from RefSeq and is a predicted model, not a curated record. Lineage: Eukaryota; Metazoa; Arthropoda; Malacostraca; Decapoda; Penaeidae. Bases 17 to 439 code for a protein of 140 amino acids. The transcript has 3 exons.
CGAAGACAAGGAAGGGAUGAAAGAAGAGGAAGAGGAAGAGGCGAGGAGAAAGGAGAUAGAAACACUCUUGGCCAGGGUGACUCACCUGCACCUCGAAUCGAGAGGAAUAACACAUAUUGAGGAUGUGGGUGUUUGUCCUGCAGCUCGAGUGGCCUUCCUGCAACACAAUCACCUCACCCGCCUGGCCAACCUGCGCCCGCUUAGGCUCCUGCAGGAGUUGUAUCUACAGGAUAAUCAUAUCACCAGACUGGAAGGCCUUAAGGAGCUACCUAGUCUACGGCGCCUGCUGGUGGGCGGGAAUCGCGUGGGCGUGGUGGAGGGGCUGCCGCAUGGCCUACAAGAGCUACACAUCCAGGAACAGCGUCUGCCUCCUGGAGACGCCCUUGUUCUCGAUCCUCACGCCCUUGCGGCUGUACAGGUGGGGGUGGUUGCAUCUUAA